This is a messenger RNA of Saccharomyces paradoxus, 855 nucleotides long. RefSeq names its product Arp10p (gene ARP10). The coding region runs from base 1 to 855 and encodes 284 amino acids. The transcript has a single exon. The record is from RefSeq and is a predicted model, not a curated record. NCBI's taxonomy places the organism in Eukaryota, Fungi, Ascomycota, Saccharomycetes, Saccharomycetales, Saccharomycetaceae.
AUGGUGAAUAAUAUUGUGAUAAUUUAUUUGGGUACCAAUAGGAUCGAAAUUGGGAGAAGUACUGAAGCGUGCCCGCAAGAGAUUAUCGCUUGGAAGAAAGGAAGUAUUGAUGAGAAAAAUAGGGAAAAGUUAAAGGAGAUCUUUGAACUAUAUUUUCAAAUGUGUAACAUCUCGGGAAAUCGAGAGGUACAAGUUUUGCUACUGGAAGACAUCUUUUUUUCUGUAGCAGAAAAAAGAAUUAUUUGUAGCAUCUUGUUUAACGAAUUGGGCUGCGCUCACGUUUCGUUCGUUCCCAGAGCCAUCAUACAUUGCUUAUCCUGCAAUACAAGGAAUGGAAUAAUUUUAGACAUAGGUACCACUUAUACUACAUGUGUACCUAUUUUUGACCUUAGACCUCUGCAACGGUACAUAAAGUACUCAAAACGAGGCAAAAGGGAGGUUGAGUCAAGUAGCCCUCCCCUAGUUGGUCCCUACACGCCAAUAUUCUUUGACGAAAAAUAUAACUCUAAAAGUUGUGAAGCAGAUGAAAUUCCGGUAAUAAAUCUUGUCAAAGAUAUUGUAGAGUCACUUCCUAUCGACUUGAGGAAACCACUGAGAGAAAAUAUCAUCAUAGUAAACAUUGAAGAGAUGUAUGAAACAGCAAUAAAAGAUUUAUUCAAGCAAAAAAUGGCCACGUCUAAAAUCCAGCUAUCUAAAAAUUACUGGCAGGCUGGUUCUGCAUGCGCGAAAACACUCCUACCCUCUAAAGGAAACAACAUCGUAGGAGUUAGAAGGAAUGAGUUUUAUAACAAUCCCUACAUUGCUCCUGAUUGGUUUGAUUAUUACUUUAGAACUGGGGUGAAGUGCUUAGAAUAG